Eufriesea mexicana is the source of this 1775-nucleotide messenger RNA. RefSeq names its product Probable cytochrome P450 301a1, mitochondrial (gene Cyp301a1). The record is from RefSeq and is a predicted model, not a curated record. Gene Ontology annotation, molecular function: heme binding; iron ion binding; oxidoreductase activity, acting on paired donors, with incorporation or reduction of molecular oxygen. The coding region runs from base 201 to 1775 and encodes 524 amino acids. The transcript has 11 exons. Lineage: Eukaryota; Metazoa; Arthropoda; Insecta; Hymenoptera; Apidae.
UCUGUGACGUCCUACCGGGUGCAAAAGAAGCAAUUAUUUCUUGUUCAAGUAACGUGUUAAAGACUUUAUAAUAAUAACUUCUCUACGUUAUUGAAAAUAAUAUAAAAUGACAACACGAUCAAAUGUGAUUUGUUAGUGUUACAGUGAAGUGACUACCUCGCAUAGUAACGGGAUAAUCGAGGUAGAAGAAAGACAAAAGAAUGCAUCGUCAAUCAUUAAUCACUUUGUGUCGACUUUCACAAACUUGGAAUGACCUUCGAAGAAUUUUGUACUCAAGUACAGUGACGUCAACAAGAGACUGCGUGGUCAAUUACGAUGCAACUGCUCAGGCAAAAUCCUACGAAACUAUACCAGGUCCGAAGCCAGUUCCAGUUUUAGGAAAUACUUGGCGUCUGUUUCCGAUGAUCGGCCAAUACCAAAUAUCAGAUGUAGCGAAGUUGUCACAAAUAUUCUACGAUGAAUAUGGAAAAAUUGUUCGUUUGACUGGCUUAAUAGGUCGGCCAGAUUUAUUGUUCGUUUAUGAUGCCGCCGAGAUCGAAAAAAUAUAUAGACAGGAAGGACCGACGCCGUUCAGACCGUCAAUGCCGUGUUUGGUGCAUUAUAAAAGCGUUGUGAGGAAGGACUUUUUUGGAGCUCUACCAGGUGUCGUUGGAGUGCACGGGGAGCCCUGGCGAGAAUUUCGUACGAGAGUUCAGAAGCCUAUCCUCCAACCACAGACAGUGAGGAAAUACAUUUCACCUAUAGAGAUGGUCACAUCUGACUUUAUACAAAGAAUUCAAGAAAUUAAAAGAGAAGAUGGAGAACUUCCAGGAGAUUUUGACAACGAAAUACAUAAAUGGGCUCUAGAAUGUAUAGGUCGAGUUGCACUAGAUGUGAGAUUAGGCUGUUUAGCAGGUGAUCUAAUGCCAGAUUCAGAACCACAGAAAAUCAUCGACGCAGCAAAAUUUGCUUUAAGAAAUGUAGCUGUACUUGAAUUAAAAGCUCCUUACUGGAGAUACGUGCCUACUCCACUCUGGUCAAAAUACGUGCGUAACAUGGAUUACUUCAUCGAGGUAUGUAUGAAAUACAUCGACGCAGCGAUGGAGAGACUGAAAACGAAAAAAGCUGUAGAUGAGUUUGAUUUGUCCUUAGUGGAAAGAAUUUUAGCCAAUGAAACUGAUCCUAAAAUGGCUUACAUACUUGCUUUAGAUUUGAUUUUAGUUGGAAUAGACACAAUAUCUAUGGCUGUUUGUUCGAUAUUAUACCAACUAGCUACUAGACCGGAAGAACAAGAAAAAAUUUAUCAGGAACUUGUAGAAAUUCUUCCUGAUUCAAGUGUACCACUUACUACGAGUCAUCUUGAUAAAGCUAUUUACAUGAAAGCCUUUAUUCGUGAAGUUUUCAGAGUAUAUUCCACAGUAAUUGGGAAUGGUAGAACAUUACAAAGUGACACUAUAAUUUGCGGAUACAAAGUUCCAAAGGGGGUGCAAGUCGUAUUUCCAACUGUAGUAACAGGAAAUAUGGAAGAAUACGUAACAGAUGCAAAAACAUUUAAGCCAAUGAGAUGGCUCAAAGAAUCUCCUAACGAAACCUUGCAUCCGUUUGCUUCGUUACCGUAUGGUUAUGGUGCACGUAUGUGCCUAGGUAGGAGAUUUGCGGAUUUGGAAAUGCAAGUGUUACUUGCUAAGCUGUUAAGAUCUUACAAACUAGAGUACCAUUAUGAACCACUGAAGUACAAAGUUACGUUUAUGUAUGCACCCGACGGGAAACUCAAAUUCAAAGUGCUUCGAAGAUAG